AGAUAUACAGACAUAUAUUCACCAUGGUGACGCAUUUCUUUCUGGUUUGUUUACUACCCCGAAUUUGAAAACGUUUGAACAGUAAUAUGUACAUACAUACAUACAUUUGUAUAUAUGUAUGUCAGUCAAAGAGAACAAUACAUUUUAGCAUUUAACAUAAUAUUCGUAGCAAAAAUGACAACAGUGCAAGGAGAAAAUCGGCGUAAACAUGCAAUAAUUACAGACCUAGAUGUCUCAGACUGCCAACAACAAUCGGAAUUAAAACAUUCACAGGACCCUACACACAAAUUUCACAGAAAAUCGCAUUCGCAAAAGCAAUUGCAUACAAUUUCGGGUAACUUUAACCGACGUUCACGGUCUGCGGAAAAUAGAACUCAAGAGCAUAAUGCCAACGUUAAACAAAGCAUCCGCGUUAACAGCUAUUUCAACGAAUUGCUUCAGGCCAAGGAUAAUCAAAUGGAAACAUUGCUCCAGCGCUUAGCCACCUUACACAAAUUCAAUGAACAGUUCGACGUGCAAAACAAGGAGUUACGCUCACACAUACAAGCGCUAGAACAGCGGAUAGAUAUAUUACAGGAUGAAGUUACGAACUGCGGCCGUUGUCAGGAGUUGAUUCAACAACUCCAAAAGUGUUGCACUGAGAAACAGGCUUUAGCCUCGGAUGUGUCGAUGAUGAAGACACUCGUCUAUCGUCUUAAUGUACAAAUUGAAAGUUAUCAAGACAGCUUACGUCUUUCCAAGGAUGGUAUAGUUAAUGCUUCGAACAAUGCGACAACAAGUGAGAUCGGCGCCGGUGAUUUGCCCGCACAGACAUCUCACAUAUCAGUUUGGGAAGAGGGCGCUUUACGGACACACACACUUUCACCGCUGCUACAGUCCUACGACGAAAUGAUACGCGAUAAGGAGCAGUUAAUACAACAAUAUAAACAAGAAUUUGAGCACUUCACUGGAGAAUUGAAACGAGCCCUGGAGGAGAAUAACCGCCUUUUACAGCAAAAUGAACACCUGCGAAAAGAAGUUAGUUCUUGGCGUGAGGAAAGAACUCGUUUGCAGGCUCAAGCCGAUGUGUGCCGUGCAAAAGUUGAGGCCCAAACAAGAAAGUCAGACUUAGCCAAGGAGAAAUUGGUGGAAGUAAUGCACUGUUAUGAACAAAAAAUGCAGUCACUGGUUCUUGACAUGGAACAUUUGCAGUCGGCAUACACCCGAUGCAAAAAUGAAUUGGUAACUUUGAAAAGUGUCACGCCACAUCCACCCGAGAGCUUGGAGCAAUCUUUGCAAGAAUGCAAAGCCCUUUUAGAGAAGUUGAAAGAGCAGCAUAGCAAUGAGAAGCAGAUGCUGGAAAACAAUGUGGAAGAUCUUCGUUUGCGACAUGUGAGUGAUAGUAAAAAAAUAGCUGAGUUGAAAAUAGAAUGUAAAUCAUUAGAAAAAAAGGUUGAAGAACAACGCAAAGCCGCAGAAGAAUUUGAAAAACGUGCCAACUCUCUACAGCACACCUCGGAAAAAAUAAAAUGCUCGCGAGAUCGGUUAAAAGCUCGACUUCGGAUUGCCCUGCAAUGGGCACAAAAAAUGGAGGAGGGUCAAGUAAAUAUACAAAAUACUUGGGAUGCAUUGAAACGGCUUGAAACCAUUGUUAAGCAUAAAGAAUCCCAGGUGCGAGGCUUGCACGAUCGACAUUUACAGGAAAUUGACAAAAUGAAAAAGAAACUUCUUCAAAAAGAGGAGACCAUACGAAAUAUUCUAAAAGGAAAGCUCGCAAUGACCGAACACCAAUAGAUGAAAAGAAUUUAGUUAUUAUUCGAAUACAAAUAAACAUUAAACAGAGAAUUUGAAAAUACAACACAAAACGUUUACGAUAUUAAAAAAAAAA
This is a messenger RNA of Ceratitis capitata (Mediterranean fruit fly), 1867 nucleotides long. It is a transcript of the gene Cep89, whose product is annotated as protein Cep89 homolog. Gene Ontology annotation, cellular component: centriole; ciliary transition fiber. NCBI's taxonomy places the organism in Eukaryota, Metazoa, Arthropoda, Insecta, Diptera, Tephritidae. Bases 115 to 1773 code for a protein of 552 amino acids. The transcript has 2 exons. Gene Ontology annotation, biological process: cilium assembly; chemical synaptic transmission; mitochondrion organization. The record is from RefSeq and is a predicted model, not a curated record.